Plectropomus leopardus (leopard coralgrouper) is the source of this 1273-nucleotide messenger RNA. RefSeq names its product hydroxy-delta-5-steroid dehydrogenase, 3 beta- and steroid delta-isomerase 1 (gene hsd3b1). The record is from RefSeq and is a predicted model, not a curated record. Gene Ontology annotation, biological process: steroid biosynthetic process. Gene Ontology annotation, molecular function: oxidoreductase activity, acting on the CH-OH group of donors, NAD or NADP as acceptor. NCBI's taxonomy places the organism in Eukaryota, Metazoa, Chordata, Actinopteri, Perciformes, Serranidae.
UUGCUCUCACACAGAACCCAAAACAUCCACCAACACAAAAGUUGUAUUUUUCUUUUUUUUCACUUUAAGCCUUUUGCUUUGUGAAGACUCUUCAACAGAUCCACUGGAAGAGACGCUUUUUUGUCCUCGUGCUGAGAGUUGACCUGUGAUGUCUCUGAGAGGUGAAGUGUGUGUGGUGACGGGAGCCGGAGGAUUCCUGGGAAAGAGGCUGGUGAGGCUGCUGCUGGAGGAGGAGAGCGCGGCUGAGAUUCGACUGCUGGACAAACACGUUCAGCCACAAUUUCUCCAGACUCUGGAGGACUGCAGAGGCGACACAAAGUUGAGUGUUUUCGAGGGCGACAUCAGAGACGGUGACUUCCUGAGAAAGAGCUGCCGAGGUGCAUCAAUCGUCUUCCACAUCGCAUCCAUCAUUGACGUUUAUGACUCAGUGGAGUACAGUGAGAUAUACGGGGUCAAUGUCAAAGGAACGCAGCUGCUCCUGGAGGCCUGUAUUCAAGAGAACGUGGUGUCCUUCAUCUACACCAGCACCAUCGAGGUGAUGGGACCGAAUGGGAAAGGUGAUCCUAUAAUCAACGGCAGCGAGGACAUGAUUUACGACUGCACUCUGAAGUUUGCCUACAGCAAGACCAAGAAGGAGGCUGAAGAGCGAACCCUGCAGGCCCACAGCGAGGUGCUCCAGAACGGAGGCCGACUGGCCACCUGCGCCCUCAGGCCGAUGUAUAUCUAUGGGGAGGGCUGCCGCUUCCUGCUGGGCCACAUGGGCGACGGGAUACGAAACAAGAAUGUUUUAUAUCGUAUGUCUCUCCCAGAGGCCCAAGUGAAUCCUGUGUAUGUGGGCAACGUGGCCGCAGCGCACCUCCAAGCAGCCCGCAGCCUCAAAGAUCCACAAAAAAGAAACGCCAUCGGAGGAAAGUUUUACUUCGUUUCCGACGACACACCGCUCAUGAGUUAUUCAGACUUUAACCACGUGGUGAUGUCACCUCUGGGCUUCAGCAUUCAAGAGAAGCUCAUGUACCCACUGUGGCUUCUCUACACCAUCUGCUUCAUAAUCGAGAUCGGGUGCAUGAUUCUGCGACCUUUCGUACGUAUCGUCCCGCCGCUGAAAUGGCAGCUCGUCACCAUGUUGAACACGUCGUUCAGCUUCUCCUAUCAGAAGGCGAAGAGAGAUCUGGGGUACGCCCCCAGAUACACCUGGGAGGAGGCGCGUAAAUGCACCACUGAAUGGCUCGCGUCAGAGCUGCCGAGGGAGAGGGAGAGAAUACUAACUAAAUGA